This is a messenger RNA of Kickxella alabastrina, 2834 nucleotides long. RefSeq lists its product as uncharacterized. Gene Ontology annotation, molecular function: protein dimerization activity. The transcript has a single exon. The record is from RefSeq and is a predicted model, not a curated record. NCBI's taxonomy places the organism in Eukaryota, Fungi, Kickxellomycota, Kickxellomycetes, Kickxellales, Kickxellaceae. Bases 338 to 2710 code for a protein of 790 amino acids.
GUUCAUUUUCCCCUUCUAUAGAACAUUGGUUUUUCUCAUUUUUUAUUGCCCCAGUUGUACAUACACAGACACUCUUUCUUAUUUGGUUUUCGCUGGAACUCGUGAGCUCUUUCUCUCUCUUUAAACUGUUAUUUACACAAGCAAAGAACACUGCAACCAGCUCUUUCUUUUUUAUCCUUUAUAAUUUUUCUCGCGCGCGUACACACACACUAUCUAUCUUGAAAAAACCCACCCUUUAAGCGUUAAUAAGAGCAGGGUCUCAUUUGUAUACACUUAAUUUUAUUUAGAUAUCCAAGUAUUUUAUUCUUGUCGCUCGAAUAAAUAAGAGGCAGCGCAAAUGGUACCGCGCCAGGACAAUUCGGGCAUUCCACAUAACAUAUUCACACACAACGAUAGCGACAGCAACAGCAACAGCAACAGCAAGGGUAUGUCCUCAAUUAACAGUAAUGCAUCCCUAAGAGGCAGCCAUCUCAACCAGCAGCAGCAACAGCAACAUCAUCGCCAGUACCAGCAAGGGGUCAACCAAAGUCUAGACACAAUAAUUUCAUCCUUGUCGCCGCUGACUAUUGGCAUGGGGGGGCUGACGGAGGGUAUGACGGAGCAACAGGCAGCGGAGGUGGUUGAGUUGCUGACGCCGUUUAUGUCGCCGACAAGCACGCCGGCGUUUGGAAAUAUGGCAGCGCAGGGGUUUCUUAGUCACCCGACAGCGCUGGGGCAGCAGGGGAUGGCAGAUGGCGGGCAGAGACGUCAACAGCAACAGCAACAUACAGUGUUUAGCCCACUGACAUCCCCAGCGCUGCUUCCUCAGCAUGGGUUUUCGUGGAAUAUGGCUGGGAAUGUUGCUACUGGAGACUCUACUCAAACCCAGACCCAGGCACAGCACCAAAUCUCACAACAUAUUUCACACCAGUUUCAGCCCAUCAACCAAAACAAUCAAACGUACCAGCAGCAACAACGGCAACAACAGCAACAUCAACAACAGCAACAUCAACUACAUCAACAGCAGCAACAGCAACAACAGUAUAUUCAGAUGCAGAUGUAUAACUCAAGCUUGGCCUCAAUGCCACCACCUUCGCCAUCAAUUACGGUCGAGCACAUAAUGCGGCGGCAGCAGCAGCAGCAACAGCAGCUGCUGAGCCAGCAAAGCUCGCCCUCGUUUGCCACAUUCUCGCCCUUGGCACUCACUACAGGACGGGCGCCCAGCACUCCUCGACGCACUGCAGCGAACAUGUCACCACACCACCACCCCUACCGCAACACUAGUAAUGGUGGCUCAUCGGCAUCCACAAAGCCGGGCAGGGCACGCGUGGGCCCAGGUGGGGGGCAGAGAAUCGAGAAUGUGGAUGAUUUUAGGCUGGACGCGCUGCCUGACGGGUCAUUGGAGGCGGCAAUUGCAGCAGCAGCGGUGGCAAAAUCUGCGGCAACGGUGGAGAUGCAGCCAUUGGGUGACCUCGAGGGAUCUUCCGAGGCUGUCAAUGCCGAGCAGGCGCUUAACCGCACACUGCACCAGCUCAACGCAUCGCCGCACUUCAACCCACGCAGCUCUUUCGACCAUCAAAUGACGCUUUCGAGACAACAGAAGCCAUCUCCACAGCAGCCACUACAGGCGGACGGAUCCGAGUCACCGCAGUCAAGCGCAGUGAGCGCAGUAACGGCCACACCAGCAUCACUGAUGAACCUGCCAUUGUCCGCCCAUCACUUGCCACAUAGCAGCACCGGCGAGAUCAUCAGCACCACUCCAUCCCCACACUCCUCCUUGAUAUCUCGUCCACCGCCGCCAUUGCAACCGCGCACACCAACCGAACCACAACAACACCAGUCACCAAGCAGUGUUCUGACACAGUCAGCGCCGAUGACCAAGAUUGCGCGACCGCCAUUGCCGCCACCGUUGCAUAUUGGGCCGGCAACCGUGGCUGCACAGUCGGGCGACGCAAUGUUGCCACAGCAGCAGCAGCAGCGGGCACGCGGCCGGACGAUUUCACAGGGUGACUGUGUGCUACCGCUACAGCACCAACAGCAGCGGGCAAGGCGCGGCCAGACGGCGCAGAGCCGACGCCGAUCACGCGCCUCCCUUUUGCUAUCCCCACGGCCCACACCGCUGGUACCGUCGUCGCUGAAAUCCACGCCAUUGUGCUCACCAGCCGCGCUCGCGCCACGCCCUGACCAACAACAACAGCAACAACAACAACGGCAACAACAACAACGACAACAGUAUCAUAUUCAGAAUCAGCAGCAGCGGCUGCCGGUGGCAGCAACCUCCACAACCAAUAUCAUCAACCUCGAGGCGUCCGUAGUCACACGUCUGGCGACCAAAAGCAACUACCAAAACAUUCUCUCAGGCGACUCCGAAGCACUUGGGCUCACAUACCACAAAGAGUUCAAGACUGGGCUAGAAAAGAGACGGACGAAUCAUAAGCAGGCAGAGCAGAAGCGUCGGGACUCGCUAAAGUCAUCGUUUGAGGAUCUGAAGAUGAGAAUGGAUGGGAUGCUGGAUCCGAAACUGGUCAGUAAGGUGUAUUUGCUCAAAAGAGCUAAUGGGUAUAUUGACCGGCUGUGUCGCGUGAAAGAUGCGCUGGAGCGCGCUGCGGCGGAGGCCGGAGUGGACGUGGAGAGUGUCGUGAGGGAGGCCGAGAUGACGGGCGAAGAGGCUGAGGUUGGUGCUGAGGACACUGAGGAGUUGGACGGGAUGGACGAAGACGAGGAGAGGUGAAUUCUCAAUUGGCUUUUUGGCUUGAUUUUUCUGCUGAAAGAUUAGGAUUUAGUCGAUAUCAAAUUUUUUAGGUGCGAGCGCCUGAGUUUUUUCCAUUAUUUCUUUUUCUUUUUGGCGAUUCCCA